Messenger RNA from Panicum hallii, 1596 nucleotides. RefSeq names its product 3-ketoacyl-CoA synthase 12-like. The coding region runs from base 27 to 1430 and encodes 467 amino acids. Gene Ontology annotation, molecular function: acyltransferase activity, transferring groups other than amino-acyl groups. The transcript has a single exon. Gene Ontology annotation, cellular component: membrane. NCBI's taxonomy places the organism in Eukaryota, Viridiplantae, Streptophyta, Magnoliopsida, Poales, Poaceae. The record is from RefSeq and is a predicted model, not a curated record. Gene Ontology annotation, biological process: fatty acid biosynthetic process.
UUUGUUCGGAUCUCUCCUAGCACCUGAUGGAGCUGAUCGCUUUGCUCCUGGUGCUCCUCGUCGCCGUGGCCGCCUACUCGGCAAUGGCGGCCGCCUCCCGUCGCCGGCGCUCGCGGUGCUACCUCCUGGACUACGUCUGCUACAAACCGCCGGAUGACCGCAAGUACUCCACGGAGACGAUGCGCGCCGUGCUGGACCGCAGCCAGCGCCUCGACGCCCCCGCGCGCCGCUUCCUCCUCCGCGUCGUCCUCCGCUCCGGCCUCGGCGAGCACACCUACGUCCCGCGCACCUUCUUCACCGGCCGCAUGGACUGCCCCACCCACCAGGACUGCCUCGACGAGAUGGACUCCUUCUUCCACGACGCCGUCGCGGAGCUCUUGGCCAGGACGGGGCUCGGCCCCCGCGACGUCGACGUGCUGGUCGUGAACGUCAGCACGUUCCACCCGGCGCCGUCCCUGGCGUCCCGGAUCGUGCGCGCAUACGGCAUGCGCGACGACGUCGCGUCGUACAACCUCUCCGGGAUGGGGUGCGCCGGUGUGCUGGUCGCCGUGGACCUCGCCCGGAACGCCCUGCGCGCGCGGUCCCCGCGGCCGGCGCUGGCGCUGGUGAUCUCCGCGGAGUGCCUCGCGCCCCACUGGUACACGGGGCAGGACAGGUCCAUGAUGCUGAGCCACUGCCUGUUCCGCUGCGGCGGCUCGGCGGCGCUUCUCACCAGCGACCCGGCGCUCCGCGGGAGCGCCAAGAUGGAGCUGCGCCUCAUGGUGCGCACCACCGUUGCCGCCGACGACGACGCGCACUCGGCCAUCGUGCACCGCGAGGACCACGAAGGCCGCGUCGGGAUCAGCCUCAGCAAGUCCCUCCCGAAGGUCGCCGUCCGCGCGUUCACCGCCAACAUAAAAAGCCUCGCGCCGCGCAUCCUCCCGGCCACGGAGCUCGCGCGGUUCGCCGUCGCCGUGGCAUGCCGAAAACUGGUGCGCCGCGGGGGCGCCGCGGGCGCCACGAUCAACUUCAAGGCCGGCGCCGACCACUUCUGCCUCCACCCCGGCGGCGUCGCGGUGAUCGACGCGGUGAAGCGGAGCAUGGGGCUGGAAGAGCGCGACGUGGAGCCGUCGAGGAUGAUGCUGCACCGGUGGGGAAACACGUCGGCGAGCAGCGUGUGGUACGUGCUGUCGUACAUGGAGGCCAAGGGUCGGCUCAAGAGGGGGGACAGGGUGCUCAUGGUGGGGUUCGGGUCGGGGUUCAAGUGCAACAGCUGCGUGUGGGAGGUGACCGGCGACAUGGCCGACAAGGGCGCCUGGGCCGACUGCAUCGACAGCUACCCGCCGGCGAGCCUGGCCAACCCGUACAUGGAGAAGUACGGCUGCACCAACGGAGAACAAGACGACGAUGCCCCAGCUGGUUCAAAUGCCAGAGCCCUUGGCGACGCGUAGAGGCAGAUCAACUACCUAGAGUACGUGGCAGACCCAAAAUAAAAAAGAGCUUUCUGUAAGGCUCCGGCAGCUGUAUGUUCCAAGUUCAGAGAAAAACAUUGGAAUCCUAUUUGUUUGGAUGGCAUGGUUUCCAUCUAUAAAGCCCAUAAUCUGUAUCUUCGUAACA